Lachancea thermotolerans CBS 6340 is the source of this 3249-nucleotide messenger RNA. RefSeq names its product cyclin-dependent protein serine/threonine kinase inhibiting protein FAR1 (gene FAR1). The record is from RefSeq and is a predicted model, not a curated record. The coding region runs from base 1 to 3249 and encodes 1082 amino acids. The transcript has a single exon. NCBI's taxonomy places the organism in Eukaryota, Fungi, Ascomycota, Saccharomycetes, Saccharomycetales, Saccharomycetaceae.
AUGCAGGCAACUACUCCUAUUUCAGAGACGCGGUUGAAGAAGGUUCACACGCCUCCUAGCCGCGGCAGUAGCUCCCCUUCCUCAUUAAGAUCUACAAAAAAAAAGUCCGGCGGCGUCAUGAACCGAGUUAACCUAAAGUUUCGAGCUUUGAGUUCCUCGAGCCUUCCCUCGCCAUCCCGGCUUGCGCCCGAGGAAAGGCCGAGAAUUGUACACGCAAGUUCCCAAAGAGUACCCACUGAGAAUGAUCAUUACUUCUGGCCCUCGAAUUUACCAGCUGCCAAGCCCAUGACGAACACCCGAAAACGCCGCAACACCCCAGCGCCCUUAACUCUUUCUCAAAUUACACCGCAUGCAACACCACAGAAACAGCACGGCAUUAAAGAUGCGACGCCAAAGUUGGAGUCGCCCAUGGAUUUCAGACACUCGACAAACUCAUCUACAGAUAAUGCCAGCUGGGUCACAGCAAGCACUUUCAAUCCGCGCCGGAGGCUCAAUUUUGAGCUUCAGGGGAACUUUGAAUCGCCAUUAGACGACUCACUUACCAUCGAGCGGUCUAGCCGAAGCCCAUGGGAAGAUCUCUAUCCCGACAGCGAGUCCCCCACCUACGCCUCACAGCUCAGAAGCAACAUGUCAAAACUCUCGGGCCCCAAAAAUUACACCUCGAACAAAUGCAGCAUAUGUAGCGAAGACCUAAUGUUCACCUUGUCGGGUGAAAAGCUAAUCGAGCUGUCGUGUAACCAUCAGUGUCAUUUCAACUGCUACUUGGUGACAUUCGAGGCAUUGCUACCCAAAAGUUCUUUCCCGCAGUGCAGGAUUUGCACUACUGCUUCUAAGCCUAAAUCAGAGGAUGUUAUGAGCGAAAUAACGGCUAAAAUCUUGACGUCCGAAGCGCAAGGUAAUGACAAAACUUUCAUGGAACAGGGUGGGAAGCAACAACGAGCCAUAUUUGAGCGCUCAGACGGAAACGACGUGAGACCUCAAACAAUAUUCCCCAUAACCCAAAACACACCUAAGGAAAACAUCUAUUUGCAAGACCUAAGGACGCCGCGCGAACAACUAAUCAAAAGUGCUCAAGUUUCUUGCGAGGGCUUCAAAGACCACUUCAGCACCCAGAGCACUCCGCGAUCGAAGUUUUCAAAAUUUAGCUCUAGUGAUUCGUUUAGAACUCCCAGUUCCACGUCGCAAUCAGAAUGGCAUCGCAGCGAUUUCGAACUAGACAGACCGCAUGUUAACAUCAUACCACAACUUUCGAAGUUCAGCAUAAAAGAGAACUCCCGGCAAGCAAUAGCCCAAUACGUGAUGUCAACGUAUACCCCAAAGCACCCUGCAAUAGCCAAAGGAGUUGAAGAUUACAAAAAUCUUAUUCGGAAAGAGGUCCAGUCGCAUGUGCAGUCAGGGUUCGAUUACAAGCCUGAAAUGGGAGCUUUAGAGACAUUCGAUAUUUUGUGUUAUUCUGAAGACGAAGAGGUCUGGGUUAACGUCAAUGCGUUCCUCUUUAGUGAAUGCUUGGUGUUUGUUCAGGAAGACAACUUAGUAGGCCAUAUUUUAAAAAACCAAAUCUCAGAGAUGCACCAGCUAGACUCUCACACUCUCAUAUUGAAUUUGAAAUCGAAAUCAUUACCCGAAAUAUUUCUGUGCUGCCCGGACGAUCCUUCAAUAACUAGGAAAUGGACAUAUUACUUAAGACAAGUUUACCUCACACGAGGUGGGGAGCAUGUCCCUUUAUCCCAACUGACGUCAAACAACUGGAACUUUUUACCUCAAAAACUAAUUAAAAAGGUACGCAUACCUUCCGAAACGGGCUUUGAGGAUAAUGAUUUGAGUGGUACCUUCGCUCUGCAAGAAAAGACAAAAUUAAAAUUAAUACUUUGCGUGAGUGUCGUCAACUGCCAUCCUGAGCUUCACACCAAUAAUGAACACCUACUAUCUUUAAAAGCCAAAAUCAAACAGACUGUGGACUCUCUUUCAUCUCAAGAUCUCCUAGGGCUAGUUCUUGUCGGCAGGGAUGGAUGCGGAAACGUUGGUGCAUUUGGAACGUUUUUCGGCAUGGUUGGCAAAGACUGGGAUGGAUGGGAAGACAUCAUAGAGAGCCUCGAGGUUUAUGACAAUAAUGCGGUUUUUGCCAACGAUUCUUGGGAGUUGAACGCUAUGCUACAAACCAGCCGGAAGCUGAUGUGUACAGUAGAGCAAGAUGAAUCGUUCCUGCAGCAACUGGUAAUUAUAGGCAAUGACUACCCAGGGAACAUGCCGCGAACAAUAGAAGAUGACUUUCAAGUCGCCCGACUUCAGUCGAACGUUUCAUUGUCACUCCAAAAAUUCCGUUUUUCAGUUCAUCAAUAUUUCACUUGCAAUAGCAGGCUGCUGCUCAGCGAUAUUAUUGAAGGCUAUUUUUACAACGUAAAAUGCGAGGGUCUGAACACCUUGGAGGAAAUUCGACCAGAUUCCCUCGUGCAACAGCUUCGAAAGAAAGCCGCCAAAUCUUUUGCAGUAACUCUGGGGACUUUAGACCCGAACCUUGCCCAAUUUCACGCUGUGGAAAGGAACGGCCAGCUCUGUAAGCUACCUGGGCUUUGCACAGAGGUCACAAUGGAAAUAGGAGCUCUGGCCCCGGGCGAGGCGCGAAACUUGAUUUUUGAAAUCGAGAUUGACGUGCAGAAUUUGAAACAUUUACUUAAAAACACCUCUGCGUCCAACCAACCGGCAUUGUUGCACUACAAUGCAACAUGGCAUAACGGAUCACGACGUCUAGUCUUCAGCGGCUGUUCCCUAGGGUGCGAGUUCAAGCUUGGAAACGUCAGCACUGCGCUCCCGCCUACUGAUGCUUUGAGGGACCCCCCUCAAUCGGGCCAUGAUGCCAAUGACGAAUGCGAGAUUCUGGAGGUGAUGUUGGCGCCCCCACUCUCCGCAUCCCGUGAUUCCCUGUUUGCUACCAGACAUGUGGAGCUGAUAGCCAUCGAGACCCUGCGCUCGGCUCUUGCGCAGUUUCCGUACCAUACUCACGUAUUGCUUAAUCAACUGGUGCCCAUGAUUUUCUGCAUUAGUCGCAGUUGCGUUUGUAAUGAUGCGAGCUACCACACGCGCGUUUCCACAGUCAAGCCCCUUCCACAGCUUGUUGAGCAGCUGUGCGCUGAUAUCCAAGAGAUAGCUGCCCGUUCUGUUAGCGGAAACGGCGCUGACCGCGCGCUAUCCCGGUGGGAGAUGGCCCGAAUGACCGCUGCUCUGGCCUGCGGAACCUACGGCGCACCUUAA